UCCGUUAGUUCAGUUGAAUUCUGCCAGCUCUCUAGAAAACUCGCACAAAAGAGAGCUAAACCGUUAAAUUAACGUUCCAAAGUUUAGAAAACGCUGAAAAAGUGUUAAAUAUAUAUAACAAAAAUACGUAAUAAUAUAAAGUUGUUGAAUUGAAGCAAACCAAAGUUAAAAAAACAGAAAAAAACCAAAAGAAGUGAUUGAAAAAUCGAAUAUCGAGUUGAUGUGCCGUACUGAAAAUUGAAGACCAGUGACACGAUCGAAACCCUCGGAUAGCGGAGUUAGUUUAGCCCCCCGAAUUUGAGUCCCCGCACGUUGUACACCUGGUUUUUCUCGCUGGCAACGUAGUCGGCCAUUGAGUUGGCCGAUACCAAACGACCUUCAAAACGUUUUGCGUCGAGGCAAUACGCACCAUGGGCUGCGCACAGUCUGCCGAGGAGCGAGCCGCAGCCGCCAGGAGUCGCCUCAUCGAGCGCAAUCUCAAGGAGGACGGCAUACAGGCGGCAAAGGACAUCAAACUCCUGCUGCUGGGUGCCGGUGAGUCGGGCAAGAGCACAAUAGUCAAACAGAUGAAAAUCAUUCACGAGAGCGGCUUCACUGCGGAGGACUUUAAACAAUAUCGACCGGUUGUCUACAGCAACACAAUACAAUCAUUAGUUGCAAUAUUGCGCGCGAUGCCAACCCUAAGUAUUCAGUACAGCAAUAACGAGCGGGAGAGCGAUGCCAAGAUGGUGUUCGACGUGUGCCAACGCAUGCACGACACCGAGCCCUUCUCGGAGGAGCUGCUGGCCGCCAUGAAACGCCUCUGGCAGGACGCCGGUGUCCAGGAGUGCUUCUCGCGCAGCAACGAAUACCAACUAAACGAUUCCGCAAAAUAUUUCCUGGACGAUUUGGAUCGGUUAGGCGCCAAGGAUUACCAGCCAACUGAACAGGAUAUCUUGCGCACUCGCGUCAAGACCACUGGCAUCGUUGAGGUUCACUUCUCCUUCAAAAAUCUCAACUUUAAAUUGUUUGACGUGGGCGGACAGCGCUCGGAGCGUAAGAAAUGGAUACACUGCUUCGAAGAUGUCACGGCGAUCAUUUUCUGCGUGGCCAUGUCCGAGUACGAUCAAGUCUUGCAUGAGGAUGAAACCACGAACCGCAUGCAAGAGUCGCUGAAACUGUUUGACUCGAUCUGUAACAACAAAUGGUUCACGGACACCUCGAUUAUUCUGUUCCUGAACAAGAAGGAUUUGUUCGAGGAGAAGAUUCGCAAGAGUCCCCUGACGAUUUGCUUCCCCGAAUACACAGGUGGACAGGAGUACGGCGAGGCGGCUGCUUACAUUCAGGCUCAAUUUGAAGCGAAAAACAAAUCAACCUCAAAAGAAAUCUACUGCCACAUGACGUGUGCCACAGAUACCAAUAACAUUCAGUUUGUAUUCGAUGCUGUCACCGAUGUCAUCAUAGCAAACAACUUGCGCGGCUGUGGACUGUACUAAGAUGGAUUCCAGGCCGGAUCCCGACGAUGUCGACGUCCGAGUCGAUGUUGAUGAUGAUGACGAUUAUGUGGAGCAGAAUGGGGGCGUUAGCAGGGAACACCGUAACGGUAUUAAAGAGCAGCGCGGGAGCACAACAACCCACCAGCAUUGAUCAAAAACCAAACAAUUUAGGAGCAGAUGAUAGAACCAACCAACCAACCGCAACCACACAGAAAACAUAGGACACUGAACAAGCAAAGCCCAAAGAACUUUUAUUUGUUUAACAAAAAAACGGCGGACGGACGGAAAUCCCGAAUGGAUGUUAUAGGGGAAAUGAGCGACAAGUACAUUACAUAAUAUCGAUAAUAUUGAAGCAGAUGCAGAUGCAGAUACACACAAUGCUAAUGAUGAUCAGGGCGACAAUGACAAAAUGAGGCAGCAGGCAACUGACACAUGGACACGCGAUUAAAGUCACAUCUGAAUAAAAAGGCAGUUGAUUGAAAGGCAUUUCCUAUAUACAAACAUAUACAAACACAUACAUAUGCAUUAUGCAAAAGCCACAUGUACGACAUGACACUAACACACUCACACGACAAACACAAGCGCCAGCAUUGCAUACAGUUGUUGUUUGGUCUGAAUAAUUUUUAUAGAAUUUCAUAAUUUAUGUGUAGUUUAGUUUCCUCAUGUAUUUAUUAAAACAAAAACCAAACGAGCGUAUAUCUACAUAUACCGCAUAUAUAUAUACAUACACUUCUAUACAUAUAUAUAUAUACAUAUAUAUAAAUAUUAUAUAUUAAAUGUUUCCUGUUGCAAUCUCUCUUUAAAAUUAUUCAUGCCAUCAACGCUCUGCAUUUGUCAUGCUUGUUUAGACUUAAGUUCGAAAGUUUCAACAAAAUCCAGCGGCAAAGGAAAUAUCAAUAUUCAUUUGAUUGAGUGUCAGCGUGUGGUCUAAAGUAAAUAUAAAAUAACAAACCAAAAGGGAAAAAAAAACAAAUAAAAUGAAAUGAAAAGAUAAGAAACGAGGAAAGGAAAAAACACAAAAUAUGGAAAGCAAAAUCUUAAACGUUAAGUAAAAUUUAAAGAUAAAUGAAACGGAUAUAAAAUCUAUCUAUUGUAUUUACAAGAACAAAAACGAAGCAAAACUAAACUAAAAUCCAGAUAAGAGUCAAGUAAAGCAACGCGUAUGUGGCCACUUAACUAACUUAUGUAAAGAGCAGCAGUAGCAGCAGCCAUCGAUAAUUGAUUGAUAUACUUCAAUGUAAAUUGUACUUUGUUGAGUUUACGUGUAUAGGAGAAGUUUAGCUGGCAAACACACACACACGAACACAAGCGCAUACUGAACACAAACUAAAUAUAAUUUCCUUCACUUAUUGAGCUGAUUUGUUGUAACUUACAAUGAUUUGUGGCAUUUAUACGAGGAGCAGGGCAAAUCAGCGAUCAUCAAACACGCAAUUCAACUUUGGCGGCGCACAAAAGCAUGCUAUAUAUUUUUGCCAUAUCUACGCACACCCACACACACAAAAUAUGAAUCAAAAUGAAUGGAACGCAGAACUCAAAUCUCCCACAAUGAAACUAAGGAUUGUAUGUAAUAAUAUAAUAAUUUAUAAAUUCUACAUUUAAUGAUAAAAACAUCUUCAUACAUGUACCUAUGUAUGUGACUGUAUCUAGCGAAUGGCAUUUAACCCCCAGUAUGUUGAAUUGUUUGAUUAGACUUAUUAUUAUAAUUAUUAUGUAUAUGCUUUGUAUGUAUGUAUUUUGUGCAUUUUGAUUUUACAUAACGAUUUAGCUGCAAUGAAUUUAUAUUGUUAUUUUAAUAGUAUUUCUUUUGUAUCUGCCCAGUUCACUACUUCUCUCCUCCUCCUCCUUCUCCUUCUCCUCAUCCCUUGCGCAAAUAUCCUCACUUGUGCUCUUGCUCUAGUUGGACGGAAAUCCAUUUAUGUUUUAUAGUUUUUAAGCCUAAUUUAUGUAAACGCACACAAAAACACACACAACUUAAACAUCAACUAAGUAAGUUUAUUAGCGAAAUAAAUAUUAUUUAACAUUCAAAAAGAACAAAGAACAGAAGAGUAAGGACAAUUUGCGAAAACAAAAAGCGAAACGACAUCGUUUCGACUUUUAAUUGGCAACCCCAGCAGAUCCAGUGAAACUUUUCAAAAGUUGUGUUGGCCACAAAGUCCGUACAAUUCCAAGAUUUUAUAUACCGAUCAGCGAACAUUCACUUCUACGCAUUUACUUAGGUCAGCCAACACUUUCCCAUUUCCAUGACCCCACCCGACCUCUCUACUAUAUCCUGGCCCAAUCAAAUACUGUAAUAUUUAAUACGUAUGUAUUUCCAUUCAACUUGUAAAAUUCUACCAAAAAGAAAAAACAAAAACGCAAAAACCAUUUUCAAAUAAAACUAUUUAUUCAAAAACAAAAACCAACAGCCAUUUUGUUAUUUUCGUUAUUUGUUUCAUGAUUUCCUUACAGCCAGCAAGAGGUUUUGCAUGAAUUAGAUUACCUAUGUAGUUACUGCUGGCUUCGAAUUUGGGGUAAACAAAAUAAAACAAGUAAUAAACAGCAGACGAUCAGUGUAUAGUCACUUGACCAGUAAUGCAAAAGAUCAAGAACACGAGAGUUUAAUAAUUGUAUGUAACUAUAAAUAAAUACCAAAUCGAUAUAUUUAUUGACAAUUUAAUUAAGCCACAAACAAGAAAGUUAUUCAUUUACCUUCGAGACAAAAGUAAACAAGGUCGGUCUAUAUAUACAGAUAUAUAAAUUUAAAUAAAUAUAUUUAGUAAAGGGAGAACAACAAAUUGCUACAAACAAACAUACAUACAUAUGUACUAUAUUUUUCUCGUAAAUAAUUAUUAAUCGAAUACUCAUACGGUAGCGACUAUAAUUUACCUCCUCGAUGUCGCUCAACUUUCGAAUCAGCAGAGAUCGCCGAACUAAAUAACUAAUGAAAGCAGCAUUCAAGUAAUAGCAACAUUCGAUCAUAUAGUACAGCAUAGUGUUAACCGCAUUAUAUCGAAUAAACUUUUUCAUAUUUUCAAUACUAAAUGGAAUAGAACGGAACGGAAAUGGAAUCAAACAUAAUUCAUAUUUUUCUAAAGCUCAUACACCUCUUUGCUCCACACACACCCACAUAACUCAUAAAAUCGCAAGUCGCACCACUACUAAAAUUACUUUAAUAGCAGUUAAAACAUUUAUAAGUGAAAUCCAUAAAGAGCUAUAACAACGGUAAUGUUAAUUACUUCGAAUCAAAUGUCCGCGGACAUUCAGACACACGAUUUUUGUGAGUGGCGAAUACCAAACUUUGGGAUUUUAAGAGGAGCUGGAGGAAAGACGAGGUGGCCAGUGGAACCAAGAGUAUAGGUUAGACAAAGUUUAGACAUUGUAUCUAAUCUAAUUUGUAGCCUAAUUAUAAUUGCUUUGGUUGUCCCAUGCAACAGAUCAGAUUUGUUUAACUAUUUAUAUACUUACCUAUAUUAACGUAUGUGGAAAUAUAAUUCUCCUCAAUUCUUGAGCUCCUUUUCUCUCUCUAAUGACCACAUGGAUGAAGUGUAGCUAAUGGCCCAUGGAAAAAUUUUAAAAUGAGUUUGAGGCGAGCCACGGAAGCUAACUAAGCUCGAAACAUGAUGAAUGAAUUUGAAUCGUUGAAUUAAAAAUUUAAAAUAAUAUAUAAAACAUAAAAAUAAUGAUAUAAAAACUGAAGUAAACCGAAAUGUUUGUAUGUAAAAGAAACUCAAAACGUUAGAGAUCAUCUACAAUUUAAAUAAAUAUAAAUAAAACCAA
Molecule: messenger RNA, 5231 nt
Organism: Drosophila simulans
Lineage: Eukaryota; Metazoa; Arthropoda; Insecta; Diptera; Drosophilidae
Gene: Galphao
Product: G protein alpha o subunit
Exons: 8
Coding region: 411-1475 (354 amino acids)
Biological process (GO): adenylate cyclase-modulating G protein-coupled receptor signaling pathway
Cellular component (GO): heterotrimeric G-protein complex
Molecular function (GO): G protein-coupled receptor binding; GTP binding; G-protein beta/gamma-subunit complex binding
Source: RefSeq, a predicted model, not a curated record